CGACUGGGGUGCACACGUGACUUGCUGGUUCAUCUCAGAUGAGCUACUGCAGUGCGAUUAAAGCGUCUUUCGUGCGCGCGUAGAAGUAUAUAUAAUGUCUAUAAUCCAAUCACGUUCAACGAGAAUCAAAAUGAAACAGCUCGAUAAUAAUCAAGAAUUUCAUAGUCAAGUUGCGACUCGGUUUCCGGAAUCCCACUUCGGUACCACUCCCGAUCCUAACCCCGCAUCAAACUCCACGCCAAUGCGACACUACCGUGGCUCCCGUUCAUCAACAGCCACAGCCUCGGGUUUGGACAGCCGAAACUCUUGAGCACUACUUCUUCUCCAACAUCAUCGACAUGUGUUGUCAAACCUCGAAAUCGCAUUUUAGACCGUGGACGAGAAGAUGCCUUUCCAAUCACUCCUUCCAGACAUCGAUAUACCCAAGAUGGACUUGUUGACGUAUAUAUUUCCAGAAGGAAGUUCGCCCUCGACUGAACCAUUAUGGCGUGAUACUAAGGAUCCCGACAAUUCGUUGUCACCAGCUCAAGCGCUACAAUGGAUAAAGAGGUUGGGUGUUGGGUUGGGAAAUGCGGGGGUGAAGAAGGGAGAGGUUGUGAUGAUUUUCACUCCUAAUCACAUCUUUGUUCCUGCUGCGUAUCUUGGUAUUUCUGGGAAUGGAUAUGCUUUCAGUGGAGCAAACCCAAUCUACACUGUACCUGGUAGGUCAUCCCAAACCACUCGCUAAAUUCCGUGGGCUCACUCAACUCGAAGAAAUGGUGCACCAAAUCAAGAAUACUGAAGCUCGAAUCCUGUUUGCGUAUCCAGGUCUUCUCAAAACAGCUAUACAAGCUGCCAAAGAAGCGGGACUUCCAAAAAGCAGGAUAUUCCAAUUUUCUGACAAGCCAAACAAAACCGUAGACGGAAUCAGGGAUUGGAGAGAAAUGCUAGGAUCGGACGAAGAAGCCAAAAGAUAUUCUUGGCCAAGACUCUCGCCUGAAGAGGCGACGACGACAGUGGCCACAAUCAACUACUCCUCUGGAACCACGGGGCUUCCCAAGGGAGUAUGUGUCAGUCAUUACAACAUCAUUUCGAAUAUCGAGCAAACCCUAGUCAUGAAAUAUAUCAACCAACCAUUCACUCGCGAGACUGCACCACCUGAGCGAUGGCUCGGAUUUCUGCCUCUCUACCACGCCUACGGGCAAUUAUGGACGAUCAUGAUGGCGGUGAAACUCCAGGUCCCGGUUUACGUUAUGACUCAAUUUGUGUACGAGGAUUAUCUCAGAGCCAUCCAAGACUUCAAGCUCACUCAGCUGCAUGUCGCGCCUCCUAUCCUUGUCAUGCUGAGUAAACGGCCUGAAUCAAAAAAGUACGAUCUUAGUAGUGCAAAAAACGUGCUAUGUGGCGCUGCACCGCUAUCAAAAGAGCUUCAGGCAGAGGUCUCGACCAGGUUCAAGAUGCAGAUCAAUCAGGGCUGGGGAAUGACUGAAGUGACUACUGGUGCGAUUAUGGUUCCGUUUGCGAUCAAUGAUAUUACUGGGAGUGUCGGCCAGUUGCUUUCCAAUACCGAGUGUAUGCUGAUCGAUGAUGAUGGGAAGGAGGUUGGUGUUGGAGAGCGAGGCGAGCUCUGUAUCAGGGGGCCUCAGGUGUGCUUAAGGUACUGGAGGAAUGAGGAAGCUACUACCGACUCGAUUACUCCUGAUCGGUGGCUGAAGACGGGUGAUGUCGCGGUUUGUGACAAGAAGGGUUAUUUUUGGAUCGUGGAUCGGAAGAAGGAACUCAUCAAAGUGAACAGCCUACAAGUCUCACCAGCCGAGCUUGAAGCUGCACUCCUCGAACACGAAGCCGUUGCCGAUGCAGCAGUUGUAGGCAUCAAUCUGCACGAUGAAGAGUGGCCUCGUGCAUACGUCGCGAUCCAGGAUUCCGCAAAGGGAAAAGUGAAGCCUGAAGAUAUCCAAGAAUGGAUCAAGCCGAGAGUUGCCAAGCACAAGUACCUGGCUGGAGGUGUGACAUUUGUAGAUGAGGUGCCAAAAUUGGCGAGUGGCAAGAUUCAGAGAAAGGUCAUGAGGGAGUGGGCGAAGCGAGAUGCGGAGAUUUUACAGAAGGAGAUUAAGGCGAGGUUCUGAUGUGGAUGAAGAGAGGGCAUUAGUACGCCAAACU
Molecule: messenger RNA, 2139 nt
Organism: Cadophora gregata
Lineage: Eukaryota; Fungi; Ascomycota; Leotiomycetes; Helotiales; Ploettnerulaceae
Exons: 2
Coding region: 657-2105 (482 amino acids)
Biological process (GO): secondary metabolic process
Molecular function (GO): CoA-ligase activity
Source: RefSeq, a predicted model, not a curated record